Messenger RNA from Bacidia gigantensis, 2994 nucleotides. RefSeq names its product DNA-directed DNA polymerase gamma mip1 (gene MIP1). Gene Ontology annotation, cellular component: gamma DNA polymerase complex; mitochondrion. NCBI's taxonomy places the organism in Eukaryota, Fungi, Ascomycota, Lecanoromycetes, Lecanorales, Ramalinaceae. Bases 1 to 2994 code for a protein of 997 amino acids. Gene Ontology annotation, molecular function: DNA binding; 3'-5' exonuclease activity; DNA-directed DNA polymerase activity. Gene Ontology annotation, biological process: mitochondrial DNA replication. The record is from RefSeq and is a predicted model, not a curated record. The transcript is spliced from 2 exons.
AUGGGACUACGCUCAGGCAAACCUACCCAGCCCCCCCGGAGAUGGAACAAGCAAAGUGGUUGGACGAAGUAUUAUGAGGAUGGCACCUUCGAAGCUGUGGAUGCGCCCAACGAAGAGAUGCUAACAUUCGAUACCGAGGUCAUGUGGCGGGAAAGUUCUUUCGCAGUCAUGGCUUGUGCAGCUAGCAAGACAGGAUGGUAUGCUUGGCUAUCGCCUUGGCUUAUGGGGGAGUCGAAAAGCGACUGCCAUCUAAUACCGCUAGGCAACCCCGAGAAAGCGCGGAUUGUAAUCGGUCAUAACGUCGGCUACGAUAGGGCUCGUGUCAGCGAAGAAUAUGCUGUGAAGCAAUCCAGAAACUUUUUCCUGGACACUAUGUCACUGCAUGUCGCCGUCAAUGGAAUGUGCUCUCAGCAACGACCGACUUGGAUGAAACAUAAGAAGAGCCGCGACAUUAAAGAAAAGGCUAUUCGCGAGAGCAAAUCUAUCGAGCUCUCAAAUCUGCUUGAGAGCAGAUCUCUGAGCGAAGAAGAGGCCGAAUUAUGGGUUGGAAGAAGCUCAAUCAAUUCUUUGAGAGAUGUCGCAAAGUUUCACUGUAAUGUGACCAUCGACAAAUCUCAACGUGAUGCAUUUGGCGAGUUAGACCGCGACGGCGUUAGGAUGAAGGUUGAUGAGCUUCUUGACUACUGUGCUGCAGAUGUAGCCAUCACGCAUCGCGUCUACAAGAAAGUGUUCCCAUGCUUUCUGGAUGUAUGUCCGCAUCCAGUAAGCUUUGGAGCCCUCCGCCACCUCUCCUCCGUUAUUUUGCCUGUCAAUAAGAGUUGGGAAGAUUACCUCGACAACUCAGAGGCGACUUAUCAGCGUCUCUCAAAGGCCGUGCAGCAACGUCUGAUAGAUCUUGCCGACAAAGCCCUUCAGAUCAAAGAUGACACACCGCAGUAUCAAGCUGACGACUGGCUUUCGCAGCUGGACUGGUCUAGCCAGACGAUGAAGAUGGCCAAAGGUAAGAAGAAAGGGGAUCCUCCCCGACCAGCUGCCCGGCAAAAAAAGCCCGGCAUGCCUCGCUGGUACAAGGAUCUUUUCGCAACUAACGACGCGGAGAUCGCACUCACGGUUAAAACGCGAAUUGCGCCGUUACUGCUGCGGCUCUCUUGGGAUGGGUAUCCUUUGACUUGGUCUGACAAGUAUGGAUGGACUUUGAAAGUCCCAAAUACAAAAGUUGCGAAUUAUCAGUCCAAGAACCUCGUCAGGUGUGACUUGGCAGACGAGAAGAAUUUGGCACUUCGUGAUGACAGGAAGCACGUCUACUUCAAACUACCCCACAAAGACGGUCCCCAAGCCCGCUGCGCAAGCCCAUUAGCCAAAGGGUAUUUGCAGUACUUUGAGAAUGGUACACUUUCUUCAGAAUAUUCCUAUGCAAAAGAAGCCCUCGAAAUGAACGCAUCAUGCUCGUACUGGAUUAGCGCUCGGGACCGUAUUUGCUCUCAAAUGGUUGUUUAUCCGCAAGAACCCAACUCUACUGGGCCUGAUAUGUCAUCAGAGCCUCCGAAUGCGAAUGCUACGGGUUUCAUACUCCCUCAAGUGAUCCCCAUGGGUACAAUAACCCGACGAGCAGUCGAGAAUACCUGGCUUACUGCCAGCAAUGCAAAGCCGAAUCGUGUAGGUUCGGAGCUCAAAUCGAUGAUCAAGGCUCCACCAGGUUAUUGCUUUGUUGGCGCUGAUGUAGACUCCCAAGAGCUUUGGAUUGCCAGUCUUGUUGGUGAUGCUCAGUUCAAGCUUCAUGGAGGAAACGCAAUUGGGUUCAUGACGCUAGAAGGUACGAAGACUGCCGGCACAGACCUGCACUCGAAGACAGCAAAGAUUUUAGGUAUCUCAAGAAAUGAUGCCAAGGUCUUCAACUACGGGCGCAUCUAUGGUGCUGGUCUCAAGUUCGCCUCAACGCUUCUUCGCCAAUUCAAUCCCAAUAUAUCGGAGAAUGAAACGCAGCAAAUAGCUGCGCGAUUGUAUAAAGAGACGAAAGGUGUCAAGACAAUACGCAAGAAUCUAAAUGACAGGCCAUUUUGGCGUGGCGGGACAGAAUCGCUCGUAUUUAACAGCUUAGAAGAAUUCGCCGAGCAAGAAAGACCUCGUACUCCCGUGCUAGGUGCCGGCAUCACCGAGGCAUUGAUGCGCCGAUAUAUCAACAAAGGUGGCUUUAUGACUUCCCGGAUCAACUGGGCAAUCCAGUCAUCAGGCGUUGAUUAUUUGCAUCUGCUGAUAAUCAGCAUGGAUUACCUCAUCCGCCGCUUCAACAUCGAUGCACGCCUCGCCAUUACAGUCCACGACGAGAUACGGUAUCUAGUAAAGGAAGAAGAAAAGUACCGUGGCGCUAUGGCACUACAAGUGUCGAAUUUAUGGACACGCGCUAUGUUUUCUCAGCAGAUGGGCAUUGAGGAUCUUCCCCAGUCUUGUGCUUAUUUCAGUGCAGUGGACAUUGACCACGUUCUUCGGAAAGAAGUCGACAUGGACUGCAUCACUCCCAGUCACCCGAACAAAAUACCCCCGGGCGAGAGUUUGACCAUGACCGAGCUUUUGAAUAAGGGAAAUGCGGCGUACCUAGACCCAACUGUAGAGCCCGAGGUAGCGAUUGAUCUAGAAACACAUCAGUAUAGUCCACGCCCUAGCGUUAUGGCUGGUUUGUCACGAAACACAAGCGUCGACUUCUUCAAGGCUCAGAUGACCAGUGAGAAUAAGGAACUGGAUAUCAUAAUGAAAGACAUGCAGAAACGAGACCCACGGUCUACACCUGAGAAGCCUACGAGUCGAAAAGCGGCACCAAGAAGACUUGCUUCCCCUAAGAAAGGAGUGGUGGCACCUUCUUAUGCUCAGCUGCAAGAACCAAAGCUUGUGGAUAUGCCUCCGAACUACGAGGGUUUUAUGAGCAGAGUGAAUGUCAAUUCGUCAAAGCCGUGGCUGUACAGGGGUUUAUCAAAGGCUUCGGUGCAUGAUACACGGUAA